AUGGCUACCUCAUCCCAUUCAUUUUCAUAUUCUUUAUCAUCAUCGCGUGUUUCCUCUUCUGAUGCCUAUGUUUGUCCCCAUCUCGCACUUGCUUUUGGUUCUUGUUCAUGUUCUACACAAGUCAACAAUAAAAGAAAACUUGGACACCAAGAAACGUUGGAUGUGUAUUCUUAUCCUAAUGUUUGUCUUCAUUUAUCUCUAAGUUUUUGUAGUUGUCUCCAUGAGACACAAAUUGUCAAGAAACAAAAACGUGUCCAACAAGAAACCAACAAUUCAGCAACGAACAACACAUGCGAUGCUGUUGCUGUUGGAACAAAUAUGGAUUGUUCAACCAAUGUUGGUGAUCCAUGGAUGAUCAAGAAGGUGUUGACAAAAAGUGAUCUUGAUGAUAAUUGUAGACUUUUGUUAAAUAGAGAUUUGGCUAAGAAAUGUGUGGUUCCUAUGGUGGAUAAAGCUAAAGCUGAGAAUGAUGGAGUCAAGGUUGAAGUGUUUGAUGUUGACACUAGAUUUCCUCUAUCUCUUACUUUCAAGAUACGACCUUCCAAUGAUAGUCAUGUCUUCAACAACACAUGGAUCACAGAUUUUGUAGACAGAAGAAACUUGAAGAAAGGAGAUGUAAUUGGUCUCAAAUGGAAUAACGACAAGAAAAUAUUUGAUUUUUCUGUUCUUCAUCGGUCUUGA
Messenger RNA from Lathyrus sativus (Indian pea), 681 nucleotides. NCBI's taxonomy places the organism in Eukaryota, Viridiplantae, Streptophyta, Magnoliopsida, Fabales, Fabaceae. The record is from the annotation of a GenBank genome assembly.